AAUCUGAUAGUUUUAAUAGUGAGGCUUCCAAAUUAAAACAUUGCAUGUAACAACAAUCCACAAAACGUUACAAAACAAAUCAAUCGAUUUUACUUUCCGAUUUUUUGACUUUGUUUAUGCUGAACUAUGAUUGGUGAGUCGUUGUCCCUUUCUUAUCUAGACCAAUCAGUGAUCGGUUUUUUUUGACAGUCAAGAGAAAACAAAAAUAAAAAUACCUACUACAAUUUUCUUCAUGUGAGCUACUCUGGUCUGUCUCGUUCGAUUUCUUGGAUUUCUGACGAAAUUGAUCGCGUUUUCUUCUAAAAACAAUUGAUUUAAAGGCUUGUUUCUAUACAUGGUGUAUCAUAAUCGUCAGAUCGUGGUGAACGUGAUAUAUUGACGACGAAUUAUGUUGAAAAACAAGUGUGACGUCACAAUUUUUAUCAGCUGAGGAGUCGGGUGGUGCAAGGAAAGGUCGGAAAAACAAACAAAAUGGGAGGCGCCGUGAGCUCGGGCAGGGAUAAUAACGAGUUGAUCGACAACCUUGUAAGCAGCAACUACAUUCGGUCACGGGAUGUGGAGCGAGUGUUUAGGGCGCUGGACCGCGCGGAUUACAUGACGCGGGAUGCACGGGACCAGGCUUACAAGGACCUGGCGUGGCGGUACGGCUCGCUACACCUAUCCGCGCCCUGUAUCUACAGUGAAGUGAUGGAAGGUCUGGAGUUGGCUCCGGGGCUGUCAUUCCUGAAUGUGGGCUCGGGUACAGGCUACCUCAGCACCCUGGUGGGGUUGAUCCUGGGCUCCAGCGGCAUCAACCAUGGGGUUGAGGUGCAUCCCAUGGUGGUGGAAUAUGCUAAUAAAAGGCUUGGACAGUUCAUAGAAAAUUCUCCAGUUUUGGAUGAAUUUGAUUUUUGUGAGCCUAAAUACUACCAGGGUAAUGGACUAUGCAUAGCACCACUGGGAGCACCCUAUGACCGUGUCUACUGCGGUGCGGGUUGCCCGGAGGAGUAUCAGAAUUACUUCAAACAACUUAUCAAGGUGGGCGGCAUCCUAGUGAUGCCACUAAACGACAACCUAGUCCAGGUGAAGAGACUCGGCGAGGCCGAGUGGACGUCCCGCAGCGUCCUCAACGUUUCGUUCGCGACGCUGCGCGUGCCCACGAAGGAGGAGGCAGGGGACCUUAUCAGAUUGGAAGAACAGUGCCCAGCGCGCCUCCAGACCCUGUGCCGCGGCAUGGUCCGCGCGGCGCUGCGCGGCGGCGUGUGGCGGCGCCACCCCGAGCUGCGCGCGCCGCCGCCGCGCCCGCCGCCCGCCAAGAAGCCGUGCCCCCGGAGGAUCUGCAUACCCAUUGAGGAUGAGAGCGACGUUGAAGGCCUAAACGCACUUCACGACCUGGACCGCAACGGCGGCGCGGGCGAGAUGAACGCCUUACUGUCCCUAGUGCUGAGCAUGGGCCCGUCCCGAGUGGCCGGCGCCUUGCGGUUCGACGCGCCGUCCGACGACACGUCCGACGAUAACCCUGAUGACUCCACCGACCAGCGAGCCGAGGACGACGAGACGAGGAGCCCCGGCGGGGCGGGCGGGGCGGGCGGGGCGCGCUCGCGCUCGUGGAGCCGCGCCGAGCGCCGCGCCGCGCGCCCGUGCCGCGGCAUGCUCACCUUCGAGCUGCGCGACGACGAGCGCGCCCGCCCCGCGGCCGCCGACAGCGUCGCUCAACCGGAACCAGUCCCAUCAGCUAGCAGAACACGGCCCACCUCAGCAGACGCAGCUGACGCAACCGCAGACAAGGACAGCACGCCCGAGCGCGACACGAGGAGCGACGGCGACAGCGAUAGGACGCGCCAGCGCGACACGAAAAGCGACGGCGACAGCGACAGGACGCGCGAGCGCGACACGAAAAGCGACGGCGACAACGACAGGACGCGCGAGCGCGCCACGAGGAGCGACGGCGACAGCGACAGGAUGCCCGAGCGCGACACGAGGAGCGACGGCGACGCGGACAGCACGCGCGACAGGAGCCACCCGCGCGACGACAGGACUGCGAGGAGGGACAGGCGCAGGCGCCGCAGGGACGGGCCCGGCGAGGACGACCAGGACGAAAUGCCGGCUGAGGUCGAGAUAUACUUGGGAAAGAUGGGCGGCGGUGAAGCCACGACAUCCCGAGAGAUGGACUGGGACGCGGACGAGGAGGAAGUCGAGGACGACGAACCGGAGGAGGACACCGAGACCGAACAAGCGAGCCUCGAGGCCGACGGCGAGGCCGAGGCUGGCUCGUCGGGCAGCGCCGACAAGCCGCCGAGACAGAAGCUAGAUAGCGGUAUAGGUGAAAUGACGCCGUCGGCGGAUUCCUCCCCGAUCAGCACGGGCUACGAGGCGGGCAGCUCGCGCCGCUCCGGCCAGGACUCCGACACCGGCUCCAGGACCGUAGGGCGCCGCCGCCGCCAGAAGCGGCACUUCACGCGGCGCUCGUCGGGCUCCGGCGAGUCCGGCACGUCGGACUCGUCGUCGGGCCGGCGCCACAAGCGCCGCGCGUCCGACGGCGGCGACGCCCGGCGCGUGCGUCUCUCUAUCCUUAUGAAGAGGUCGGUCAAAGAGUUACCGCUCCCGUAUGCGCUUAAGAAAUACGUUAAUCUUGGCCGUUGCUUUGAAUUUUAGGUCUAGAUUUUAUCCAUAAGGAAGUCAAACUCGGCUGCUGUAUUCUAGAAUCCAAAAUAACGAUAUUCUCAUAAAAAACGACUCAAUCAGAGUAGGUCUAAAUGCCACGUGCGACGACUAUAAGCGAUCAGAAUUCCUAAAGCGUAAAGUACAACGGUAGGCACCUAAAAUAUGUCGAUCCUGGCUAUUACUUCGAUUUCUACCUGUUCUAAGUAGGCUUGCCAGGUGUCCGGCUAAGCCGGACAUGUUUGGCUUUUUGCGGUCGCGUCCGGCCAAAUAUGUACGUGUUCGGCCUGUCCGGCUUUUGUCAGGCUUUUUGUCAGAUACUUUUUUCAACAGCCCAGCUGUAAAAACAUUGUUUGGCAAUAAAAAAAAACAUGUCCGGCUUUUAGGGCAAAAUGUCCGGCCUUAUGUAGUGCGCAGUCCGGCCUUUGCAUUUUAUGGCCUGGCAACCCUAGUUCUAAGUCAAGAAGUCUCCGGAAAUCCACGCUCGGGUAUGAUAUGUUAUUUGAGUGCGUGUUAAGUCAAAGGAAUUUAAAUGUAUACAUUAGUUGUAUUCCACAUUCAGUCCGUUGCGCCGCUGCCAUAUAAAUAUGGAAUGUAAAUAUUGCAUGGAAGGUUCAAUUUCGUUUAACAAGCGCUCACGACAGUCGUUUGUGGUGAAUCGCACAUAAUAUUCUACAUGGUAAAAGUCUUCGGUCGAUGUUCUGAGUUCCAAGUCGCUAAUCAUUACUUGGAACGCUGCCGAAUCAGAGGGCCUACCGCGAAAUACGGAAAUCGAAAUUUCGUUAUCUGCCUAGAGUUGGUACGAACUCGAGUCUUCUAAGGUCUUAGCACAUUGUUUCAACUCAACAGCCACUCGACUCAAAAUUAAAUAUUGAAGUUAAAGCCUUAUCUUGUAUGUCCUAUAGUACAAUGUUUAAAAUUUAGGUAACUGUCGGGUGGUCUACGCGUCGUCCACUCGUCGUCCACUAAGGUGAACCAAAAGUGAGUUGAGUUGGUGUGGAAUUGGUAUAGUGUGCGAAGACCUUAAGUCUAAAUUUGCUCCCGUUUAAAAUUAGCUCAGUAGAGUAAUGUUAAUGUGAUCAUGUCGCAACUCGAAAUGCCUGUAUAAAGUUACUGUACUAAUUUUAUUCUUAUUGUGCCAGUACUGUCUGGUUGUUCCGGACGCUCCAUGCGACAUACGACUUUAAAUCAUUGUAACAAAGUUGAAUUUUGCUUGUACGGAGCGUCUGAAGCUCAAUAUUCAUUUAUUUUUCGAAUUAGCGCUCGAUCGCUGAAUAAGUCGUAUGAAAUUGAACGUUAUUUCAUUACGUAUAAGGUCUGUUUUUCAAGGCUAAAGAUGAAAGGUAAUGUUAUCUAAAUCAACUAUUAAUCGAAUGUGGCCGUUGUAAUUAUAAUUUUGUAUAUUAUUUUUAUAUUUUGUUUUGUGUCAAAUUUGAGAGUAAGGGAUUGUUUAGUGUGUCUAGAUUAGGUGUAAAGGUCUUUCUAAAGGUAACAAAAUGGCAAAUUGUAUGGUAACGUAUUUCAAGAUCUUUUUAUAGUAUAUUUCAAACAUGGGUAAAAUUUAUAACCUUAAACACAAAAUCUUUGCUAAAUUGUACUGAAAAGACAUCGCAACUUUAUCUAUAAGAAUAGUUAUCAUGUGUGUGUCGGAGCCAUCGCUUACCCAUGGAAAGACCAAAACGUUAACUGUACAUCAUAUAUGCGUAUCUUUACAGUAGCCAAUGUAGCCAUAGAUUUUCAUAGUCGUUAAACAUAUAUGGUGUACAGUCAGCCUUCGCCCGCGCGGUGACUGUACAUACUUCAUAUAGCUGUAAAUAUCUACUGUCAUGUUUCUUGCAUGGAAUUAAAGGGGAAUUGUGGGAAAGGAAACUCUUGUGUUUGUGGUAUUUUUACAUUGUGACCACAGUAAAGUCAGCGCUUGUACAUUACGAUACAAGUGCGAAAAAUAGAUUCGCACAUAAAAAAAAGUGGUUUGUAGCAAGUUUUGUAAGGCCGCGGGCUGGACGCAAGCGGCGCCCUGGACGCAAGCGGCGCCACAAUAAGUAAUAGCACUACCGUACAGAAAAGAAAUUUGCUACAUAACCGAAGUUUGACAGCGAUUCAGGGACGAAUCAUGCUGUCCCUUUCUUAUGUAUGGUGCUGUCUCUGCCGCCAAUUAAGGUUGUCAAAAUUCAAGUCAUCUUAUCUGUGCUCGUACACGCAAAGGGACGACAAGUUGUGCGAGCCCUAAUAAUUGCUCGGAGCAAUGCUGAGCCGAACGGAGCCGAAUGCCCGAAGGGAACAGCCCCCCUUUCGUCCCCCUGGCGGCGCGCUUUAAAUCAAAGCCAUUUAUACAUCGCGCUCGAACAAAUGUAUAAUCGGCCUUGAUUUUCCGCUUGUGUCCAGUCCACGGCCUUACAACGCUGUCAAAAAUAACCAAAUUAGUAAAUAUAAAAAAAACGUAAUUAUUGAGUUUAAGAAUGCUAAAAUAAACAACUGCGUAUGGAAUUAUUUUUUAAUGUUUAACAAGCAGAAACGUCUGCGAACGAUGCUAUUAAGUGGAACUGGACUGAAAAGUGGCGGUGACAUAAUCGGACAGACAGACGGACAUGACGAAUCCAUAAGAGUUCCGUUUUUUGCCACGGAACCCUAAAAAUACUGCCCCGGGUGAGACUUGAUCCAGAGGCCGUGAGUUGAACUCUCACCCAGGGCAAUAUUUUUCCACUUUUAAAAUAUAUUCUGGUUUUCAAAGUGAAUAGAGAAAUCCUCGGUAGUUACGCCAGAUGGAAAAGAGAAAAAUAAUUCCCUGUAGAUUCAGACCAAGAUAAGUUGGCAGCAAUUUUUAAGUCCUAGACGGUGCAAGUGCAAAAUAACCCGUGCCCCGUCGGGGCUAUCAAAAUAACCCGUGCCCCGUCGGGGCUAUCAAAAUAACCCGUGCCCCGUCUGGGCUAUCAAAAUAACCCGUGUACCGUCGGGGCUAUCAAAAUAACCCGUGUACCGUCGGGGCUAUCAAAAUAACCCGUGCCCCGUCUGGGCUAUCAAAAUAACCCGUGCCCCGUCUGUGCUAUCAAAAUAACCCGUGUACCGCCUGGGCUAUCAAAUUCGCAGCCAUCUUAUCUUGGUUUGACUCUACAGGGAAUUAUUUUUAGUUAGUUGUUUGUUAGUUACCAUUCCAAUUUCAACUGAGAAAAAAAAACCAGUUGUUACCAAUGGAAACAAAUUGGUAACAGAUGGAAAUAACCAUACAAUAUAAGAGUUUUUUCCCAUGUUGACCAUAAUAAUUAUAUCAUCCUGUUAUCGUUCUAAUUUGAUAUCACGUAUGUAAUGAAUUGAACUAUUGUGUUAUUGUUUAUAAAGCUUUAAUGUUUGAUUCUAAAUUUCUGUAUCAAAAACGAGCUAAGUUCACGAAAAGUUCCCGCGAUUUUAGUUUAUAGAAUAGUCUAUUCUGAAGUUUACAGCAAUUAUAUUCAUAAACGUGUACUAAAGUUACGAUGCCGCUAAUAAUCGUUUGUCCCUUUCCGACGUAUUGGUCUGAUGGAAAGGGACAAACGAUUAUUAGCGGCAUCGUAACUUUAGUAGACGUUUAUUAAUAAGGGGGUUUAUCAUUAGAAUAGCGCGCGAUCUUAACUACGUAUUAUUGAUAAAACACUUUUAAAAAUUAGUCGCAAAAUAUAAAACAAUCAUUGACAAAUAUCUAAAGCCGGGCCGGGCACUAAGAAAGAAAGGGCACUAAGAAGGGCUAAUUCAGCGGUGUCACUCACGAAUUCGAGCCAAUCAUGCAGUCUAACGCAACUAGUUGCAAUCAAUCGCGCGCGCGAUGCGAACUCAUCAACCAAUCGCGUUGUGGUGUGAGACUGCGCGAUUGGCUCGAAUUCGUGCGCGUGACACCACUGUACUGGCCCCAUUCUCAUUGCCCGUAAGGUCUGUCCUUAGAUAUAAGCCAAUAGUAACAAUUAUAUAGCAUAUAUGUUCAUUUACAUUCUUUUUUCAUGGGUAAUUUAUUAUUUAUGUAUAAGCAUAGAGUAAUAAGAAGUAAUAGAGUGCUCACUCCAUACAUCAGUUUUGGUACCAAAAUGCUUAUUAUUUUCGCAGUCGACAUCUAGCAUCGAGUAGCGGAACUCUCAGUACUGCUACUCGACUAUAGAUAUCGCGGCACACAAAAAGUCUAAUGCUCAACGAUGUUCAGCUAAUAUUAUAACCAGAGUAAGCGUAGGAGUUGAAAAUAGAGUUCCGGUUACUCUGGUUAUAAUAUUAGCUGAACAUCGUUGAGCAUUAGACUUUUUUUUUGCCGCGAUAUCUAUAGUCGAGUAGCAGUACUGAGAGUUCCGCUACUCGAUGCUAGAUGUCGACUGCGAAAAUAAUAAGCGUUUUGGUACCAAAACUGAUGUAUGGAGUGAGCACUCUAUUACUUCUUAUAUCUCUAUGGUAUAAGUUACUCGAUGGUUUACAAUAUUUGCAGCAGAACAUUGCAGUAACACUCCCUAUUGUUUUCGAGUGAAAAUUAGUGCUUUUCUUGAACAACGAUAAUAGAAAAUACCCGCAUAUGUUCUGCGUUUUUUCCAUUCAGAUAUUAUUUAUUAGUUGUUUCUCUCAUACAACUAAGGAGCUAUUUUAUAAGCUUUUCACAUCCUGCUCUCACUCCUAAAUCGUAUGUAUUAGAUAGAGAUGCAAGAUGAUUUCACUUGAGUCACAUAUUUGUAUUUGUCACGGGCUAGGCGAAACCUGCUAUCCUUUUCUGACCUAAUGUAAAGAAAGAGAUCGAAAUGCUUAAUCUAAGACGAGGUAGCCAGGCGGUUAUUAUUCAUAUUACUUGUAUAACUAACUUAUUGGAGAAAUAUUCAAAUACCUAAAAAUGGCCUUAGGCCAUUGACAUAUAUCUAAGGACGGGCCUUACGGGCAAUAAGAAUCGGGCCGGUAAAGCGGUUUCACGCACAUUAAGUAGACUGAUUUGACGUUCAUAAGCGCGUUGUAAUAUACCUGAAUAAUAAACUAUCAUUAUCUUUAUAUUGAAUUCGAGCCAAUCGUGCAGUCUAACGCCGCGAUUGGUUGAUGAGUUCGCAUCACGCGCGCGAUUGGUCGCAACUAGUUCCGUUAGACUGCACGAUUGGCUUGAAUUCGUGAGUGACACCACUGAACUAGCAACAUUCUUAUUAUAGUGCCCGUAAGGCCUGUCCUUAGAUAUAUAUCAAUUUUACACAUUGAUUAUUAUUAAGUGUGAGUUCAUACAUUUGCCACUAUGUGUGAAUUCGCACUUAACAAUCAUCAAUGUGUAAAUUGGGUCUUACUUUUGGAUUGUUUUCUUGACUGUUGUUAGUAGGAAUAUGACGAGUAAUAAUCGCUUUUUGAGGCCCAAUUCAGCAUGAACGAGACGCAGCUAUAUGAUAGAAUGAGAUAGUAGUAUAAAUUAAAUUGUAUCAGAUAGCUGCGUCUCUGUCUGCUAUGAAAAAGGCCUUUUAGACUGAAUGUGUUAUAUUUUAUCGAGGUUUUAUACUUAUGUCCAAAGAGUUGUUAAUAGUAGAAGAGGUGUAAAAUGUAAGAUACAUUCUUACCUCAGAUUUGACAGCUGGAGUAGUUAGGUUCGUAAAACUUGACGUUAGACAAUCCACCUACCGUACAGCCCAUGAAUCUAGCAUUUAACCGGAUUAGACGUGGGAGGUUGGGGGGGGGAAAUCACCGAUCGGGAUGGUCUUAUGGAACUUUUAGUAGGAAUAGCAGAGAAAGUGCUAUUAUUGUUUGUCCAUGUCAUAUUAUUGUUUGUCACGAGGGGGGUAAGUGAAAUUUUGGAUACGACAAUAAUAAUUCCCGACAUCCGCAGGCUGGAGGGAAUUAAAGACCCGAGUUUGCAAUAUUCUUACCCCCGGAGUUACACACAAUGUUUUUCAUCACAUUUGCGAAGAAAAAAAUAUUUUUUAGCGAAAUAAUUCUUAAAUUCGGUGAUUUCAAACAUUCGUCCGCCAUUUUGUAAUUUCUUGGCAGGUGAGGCAUCGAAGGCACAGACCUAUUCGGCAUUCAGCCACGAUUGAAAAUUAUGUAAAAAUAUUUAAAAACGGCUGUUAGAUUAAUCAAAUUAAAUAAUUUUAAACGUAAACAAAAAUAUUAAAUUAUAAACGUCAGUAUUUUAAAAUUAAAACUCAUUUAUGCUACUUGGUUUGUAUGAAUAAGCGACAUAAUUUAAAAACAGCUAUAACUCCCUAGGGAGUUAUAGCUUUUUUUCCACAACCUAUAACUCCCGCGGGAACAAAAUAGGCCUUUGUCCUUCAGCACACCUGCAUGAAAUAAGAUCUUCUUCGAGCAAGUGUGAUGAAAUCGUUUUUUGGCGUCCAGCGUUUUUAUGGUGGGGAACAAUGAACCCGACCAAAUGAUGUAGGUUAUUUUUGGUAUGUUGUCAGGAAAGUCACAUUUUUGAUUUCGUCGCAUUUUGUAUGUUUUGUCCCUCACGGACGCCCGCGUAUAGCCCAUCUAUAGAAAAUACUAUGUCUAUGGUACAGCCCCAUCUAGGCUGUCGAACUGAGGUAAGAUUUUUUUCACAAACUUUACGCUUCUUCUACAAUCAAUAGCUGUUUACAUGUCUGCGCGCGAGCGUUAUAAUGUUGACUUUAUUUGUGUAAUUGUAAGGUUUAAUAAAAAAUAAAAAGUUCCAAUUUCA
Molecule: messenger RNA, 9265 nt
Organism: Cydia pomonella (codling moth)
Lineage: Eukaryota; Metazoa; Arthropoda; Insecta; Lepidoptera; Tortricidae
Exons: 11
Coding region: 472-2634 (720 amino acids)
Biological process (GO): protein modification process
Cellular component (GO): cytoplasm
Molecular function (GO): protein-L-isoaspartate (D-aspartate) O-methyltransferase activity
Source: RefSeq, a predicted model, not a curated record